Podarcis lilfordi (Lilford's wall lizard) is the source of this 19421-nucleotide messenger RNA. The record is from the annotation of a GenBank genome assembly. Lineage: Eukaryota; Metazoa; Chordata; Lepidosauria; Squamata; Lacertidae.
CCCAGCGCCGCGCAGCCCACUUGGACUUGCCAACGCGACGCGCUGACCUUUGCCCAUCGCGGUCUCUCCGGCGUCAGCACCAUGGACAGCGACUUUCUGCCUUCCCUCGAGGCGGCUGCCUUUCUGCGGCUCUGGCAGCGCUUCGACGCCGACGGUGAGUGCGCCCGGGAGAGGCUCUUUCCACUCUGGGAGUUAAAUAGGGAAGGGACGGAGCGCACCUAGAAAAGGCGGUAGGCAUGGGCGCUAGCUGGGGUGUUUCUUUGUCCGAGUUUUCUCGUUCUGCUUUGCAAGGAAGUUUUUGCUUUUCCAAGUUGCACGUUCCAAUGCGAUUUUCGACUAGCUUGUAUUCCCGUGAUCUCAGAGUGUCUUGUGUUCAUGGGUGUGCAGAGGACAUUAGGGUGGUUGGUGGGUCUGAUUGAAGCCAUUUAAUUGAGAAGCAAGGCUAAUUACAGAUCCUCGUGGAUCUCGAUCAGCUGACUUUUUUCACCUAUUAUUGAUUUUAGAAUGCUGUAUUAUUUUACUGUUGUUAGCCGCUCUGAGCCCGGCUUCGGCUGGGGAGGGCAGGAUAUAAAUAAAGUAAUAAUAAUAAUAAUAAUAAUAAUAAUAAUAAUAAUAAUUUGCUGGUUAAAAGAAACACUGUUGUGUUUCAAUACCGAUUUUAAUCCUGAAGAACUUAUUGUUCUUGUUUUACACCAUCAGUGUGCAUGGUGUUGAGCAGCAUAAGCAAAAGGACAGGUCCCUUCUCCAAUGAGCUUACACUCCCAACCAGUCUUGUAAAUUAGACCCCCAAAGUUACUACCAUGCAAAUAAUAAUAAUAAAAUACCAGCCUACUUAGGCUGGCAAAGGAGGAAUGCAGAAUCCCACUCUCCUUCCAGCUGUCUGCUUGAUUUCUAUGCUGGAGACUGAGAAAGUGGGGAGACCUCUGCACUUCUCCCCUCAUUUGCCUGCCUGCAGUUGUUUGCCAUUUAUGCUUUCCAAGUUGAUGCACGUUUGAUUUAAAUGGUUCUUCUUCAUUAAACAUCACACUAAAACAACACAUCCCAAAAUGUCUUAAUACAUUAUUGUAACCCUAGAUUGUGUACAACCUGGAACAUGAUGGACUGGGUAUAAAUAAAUUAUUAUUGUUAUUGUUGUUUUUAUUUAGACAUAUUUAUUCUGUUUUUAAAUAAACAUGUUAAUUCUCUGAUUAUGCAUUUAUACAUGCACGAAAACUUUAUUCCUCUUUUGUGUACUUCAAAGUGUAUGUGCCUGCAGUCUAAAGCUGUAGGCCUGCUCUGGCAUAUGCAGCCUGGCACCUUGUACCUAUGUUUUCCAACCUUUGUAUCAAUACAGUUCUUGGCUAUCUGAUUGAUAUCAAAGGAGGCUGAAACAAGAGAAGCUCUUGGUGGAUUUUGGACAAAGUUUCAUAUCUCUUAUUUAUUUGAAGAAGAGGAAUAUUUCAACUUAGAAAGCUGGAAUAAAGUAACUGCAUAUUUAAACAAUCUAUCAAAGCAAAAAACAAACAUUCACAUUUUCUUUGUGUGUGUCUGUCAGUUUGGCUAAAUGUUUGAGUUGUUACUAGAUUUAUGAAAUGUUUAUGUUGCAUGUUAUUUCUUCAGUUUAGAUUCCGAACAUUAAUGGUACAAUAUUCAGUAAUAUGUUUUUAAUCGGUUUUAGACAACGGUUACAUAGAAGGGAAAGAGCUUGAUAAUUUUUUCCAUCAUCUGCUGAAGACACUGGGCAGUGAAGUAAGUACUGUGUCUUAUGUUCUGCAUGCAAAUAUAACCAUGAGCAUAUGCAGAAGUUUUCUGCAAAUUGAUAUUGAACAUAGUUCCAAGAACUGGGGUUCCUUGUUGCAGGGCACUUUCAGGAAGAUGAGAAUUCUGCCACUCAGCUGUUUGGUAGGGGGAGGAGAAACAUGGAUUAUCCACAACACACAUUUAAAUCACAUGGCUUCUUCCAGCACCAAAUUUAGGGCAGUGCAGGAGGUUUCCCUGCACAGAGUUUUGAGCUGAGGGGGCGCAAAACUGAGAAGAUCUAUAAUUGAAAAGAUCCAUUUGGAGGUUCCAAAUUUUAGCCUCGCUCAGGGCACCAUAUUACUAAAGAUUACCAAAGUCUGCCCAUGGUUCUCCCAAAGAAUUGUGGGGGAACCCGCAUAGAGCUACAACGCCCUUAACAUACUACAGUUUCCAGGAUUCUUUGAGGGAAGCCAUGCACUUUAAAUGCAUGGUGUGGAUGUGACCCACCUCUCUCCUUCCUGCCCAACACCUGAUGAGACGUAUCAGACACACACAAUGUGGUAUUGUGGUUAGAGCAUUGGAUUAGUACCUGGGAGUUGAAAUAUCCACUCAGCCAUGAAGCUUGCUGGGUGACCCUGGGCCAGUCACCAACUCUCAACUUAACCUUUGUAUUGUGAAGGCAAUAUGGAGAAAGGGAGAGUCAUGCUGUAUGCCUUGAGCUCCUUGGGGAAAAGUUGAAUAUUUUGUAUAACUGCAAUAUGCAGUAAUAAAUAAAUUCUACCCAGAGAGAGAGAAAGAGAACUCCCCAUGCAUGGCACUGGCAAUGCCGUCCAUACUGUUUUAGACCAAGCCAGGAGUGUGUAACCAUAUUUCUCUCCCCAUCUACUUUGUUUUUCUUAGUAACAACAUUCUAAGGUAAAUAAUGUUGUUCUUUGUGUGAGAGUUUUGCUCAGGUUCCUUUUGCAACAGGUGUGGCAACAUUCUUAUCACUGUUUGUGUUCUGAGUCCCUCUGCAUUGGCCACCCACUCACUGGCCAUAAUUUUGGCAUGAAGCAAAUGCUAGGCUACUGACAAAAAAACACAUUUAGAUUAAUGAAGGUGAGUCAAGAGGUUUGCAUACACAUUAAUCUGGAUGAAGGGAGUUAGGGCAGCAGGUGUCUUUUGCUUAUUCAAAACAUUGCUGAUUAGUUUUGCAGAUGCAAAAUUCUGCUUUCCAAAAUCAAUUAACAUGGGUCUUUCUCCAGAGUUAAUUGACACUUGCUUAGGAAAAUGGAUCUGCUUGUAAACAGCUGUAAAAUGAACGGUAGAAUCAACAGCACAGUCAAUUAUUUGCAUGUCCUGUUCUUUGCGGUUCUGUUUCAUUUCCCCUGACAUAUUGCCCCUUUAUUUUUGAUUGCCACUAGCAAAAAGCCAUGCUCUCAACUUGUGCUUACUUUCUUCUGUCUAUUAUCUGACUAUCUGCAGUUGCCAUAAACCACCAAAAAAGGAAAUGAGUUCUGAUUACUGUGAUCUUGUUUUUGUGAUCAGAUAUCCUGCCUUCAUAAACUCUUCAUAAACACCUUAACUCUUUGGAUUCUCUUUUACUAUCCAAGGAAAAAUCAUGAGAGAGAAGUAAGUUAAAGGAAGAUGGGAAAGACCCCUGGAUGAUUAGAAAUUAUUUCUGAACUGCAACUGUGUGACCUUAGAAUGACUGAUAAUAGGUUUAGUACCUCCAAUGAGGCGAAGUGGACUCAACUUACUCAUAGCAAACACUGCAAGCUGCUUCAGACAUUAUUUCCCACUAUGUUGAGUUGCUGGUAUUCUUCUUAAAGGGGAGGAUGCAUUUCAUAAUAUAUGAACAAUAGGUGAUUCUCUACAUCUUAAUGGGUUUCUGCUGUUUCAAUAACAAAGCCCUGCUUUCUUAAACACUUCCCUACCAAACACUUGGAAGAGGGAAAGGAAAGGAAGUCAGACUGCGAGAAAGCGCAGAGUACAUCAUUUGCUUCUCAUUUCUUGGACUGGGUGGAAAGUGUGGAAGAUUCCCUUCCCCUGGCUGCUAACCAUGAGGGUUAUGCCCUGCCUUCACAGUCAGAGGCAGGAAUGCUUCUGAGUACCAGUUGCUGGAAACCAAAGGAAGAGAGAAUGCUCUGGUGGUUGGGUCCUGCUUGCAGCUUUCCAACAGGCCACUUUGAGAACAGGAUACUGGACUAGAUGGGCCAUUGGUCGGAUCCAGGUGCCUCUUCUUACAUUAUUAUGUUUGUGUUGUUCUCCUCCCCUCAAAUAUCAGGCACCAUGAAGGUUAAAGGGCAGGGUGAAUAGGGCAGGCUUGUGUUUGUGGGAAGUAAGAUCCUGCAGGGGACAAGGUAGCCCCCCAGGGUAGGAGCAGGGAACUGUUUCAGCCUAAGGACUGCCUGUCCCCCUGGGCAAGCUCGCAGAGGUCACAGGACAGUGGUGGAGCCAGGGGCAAGUGGGCAAAGCAAGAUUGUAGACUGUCAUCUUUGUACCGUCCGUUCAAAACUCAGAGGUUACCCUUACAAACACCUUCAUCCAGCCAAACAAGAGGCAUUGUCACAAUUCAAGGACACAUCCUGGCUCAGCAAUUGCUCUUGAGAAGGACACAGGGCAGGACCAGUGAGGGGCAUGGCCUGGGGAAUGUCCUGUGAGUAGGUAGGCUGGCUAAAGAAGCCAGGGGGCACAUUCAGCCCCUGAUCCUAAGGUUGCCUCUGCCUCUUCUAGGCCUCUUGAAAAGCCAAUGCUGGCAUUUGCAGGCGAGACAUGACUGGCAUCUGGGGGAUAAAGCAUCCCUCCUCCUUCUUGCUUGCUCACUGAUCUUCACCCAAGUGCCAUCCUGUGACCCUGUUCUCCAUUGUCUUGGUGCUCCUUCUGCCACACCUCUUGUGUGGACCACUUCUGCCUUUCCAUGCCCUUGAUGUUCUGCAGAGUUCUGUAGUGUAGACUCUAACAAUGUUGUAAUUCUGUAAGAGCAGCGAGUUGGAGGCUGGAAGAGCGUCUCCCAGUGGGGAUUGAUUUACAGUGACUUAUUGAGUUAUGAAUUUGUCAUACCGUGUUGGUGUGCAUCAGAAUGAGACGAUCCUGCUUACCAAGCAAGCUAACUAAGUUGUUGUCAACAAUAACCAUUUCUACUUAUAUGCUUUGAAGAUUAAAAGUGUUGGACGAAAUAAAAUGAAUAGUUAUUAUGCACUCCGAAAGUUGUCUCUGUUUGAAUAGCAAACUGUUCCAUAAUUAUUGUUUUUAACCUCUGUGCACCCUGUUGUUAUUUCUCCCUAAUGACCACUGUAGUCUCUAGCGCUAUGUUUCCCCUGCCUCUCUUUCAUCUACUCUGAAGCGUUCUCAACUAAUGCUAAAGGCAAGAAAAGGAACCCCAGCUGGGAGAACAAAAGACUGACCGAGUUCAGUGGGCAUGCAAAAUGGGAAAGGGGUGGAAUGAAUGAGGAAAUGGAGGAGUCUGUGUUUGUUUUCAUUUCUGGUUGCCCUACAGUGGUGACCAUUUUGUGUGUGUGUGCUCAAAUGGAGAUCUGUGGGGUUUGUGCAUAGCUUCAGACUUUUUAAGGGAACAGCUAUAUUGGCGACUGGAAGUCUCCUCUUUUAAAAUAUUUGUUCAGCUGGAAGUUCAGCCAACAAACUUCCAUUAUAUCUCCUUCAGGGUGGCUGAGGGUGACAGUUUGAAAUGGUGUGCUUGUGUCAAAAUAGCUGCAUUUCCCUCUAACAGACCUGGAAGUUAGGCUCAAUCUUUUCCUGGUUACUGUUUCCAUGUAUUUUAAAUGGAAAUGGCGUUGAAAUCCCUCCUCUGAGCAUAAUGGAGAAUGACCUCACAACCUUAACUCACAAUCCAGCAGGAUUGCUGGUAAAGUUACCAACUUAAUUUCAUAUUUAAUGGAGAAAUAAUUAAACAAUCUCUUAAUAAUUAAUCUCUUUGCUGAUAUCACAUUAAAAUGAGAGCCCAUAAAUAAGGACAGAGCACUGAAACCCCAAGGAGAAGUUCUUGGUUGGCUAUAUAUAUGUUCUACUUAAAAUACAGGAGCAAAUCUUACAUUUGUUACUAGCUGAUGGAAUACAUGUGGCAUUGCAGGAAGAAAGCUAAAUUUAAAAGAUCAAGAUGACUAUACAAAGGAAGGUCUAUUUGAAUAUGUACUAUUCUAUUCUCACUUUUAUUUUACUUUUUUGUUGGUUUUUAAAUUGGUCUUAAACUUCUGUUACAGUCUCACUUUGGAAAUUUUUAAACUAUAAUAACAUGCGGUAUUCUUUUAAAAAGAUACUAGGGAAACCAAGCUUGCCCUUUUUCUUUAUCUUUUUUUUAAAAAAACUCUGGUAUAUUGUUCAGUUGUAUGCAAGAUUAUUUUAAUGACGUCUUCAAAGAAUUUAAAGCAGACAAUAUCUUUUUAUAUGGGAUUAAAAUAUCUUGGAAGUGUCAUGAAGUUUAAUUAACCUGGCUCCCAUAGAAUUAACUUUUGGAGCAGAGGCAGAGCUCAGGGAUAUUUAACACUUGAAGUCUGAUAUUCUUCUGACAGGCUUUAAAGGCUACUCAUAAUGUAUUAAAGCUUGUAGAAAUAAGGCCAUCUUAUUUCUACAAGCUGUCAUCGGCUUCUUGGUACAUAAGGAGUCCUCUUAUGUACAGUGUGGAACACAGUAAUACAGUGAAAUUGUUGUUUUGGCUGCCUGGUGACAUUUAUCUGAGCAAUUAUAUCCCACCCUCCUGGUGCUAAAAAUUGUUCACAGUUUCAGGCAGAGAUCCUUAGCUGUACCUGCAAGGUGAGUUGGUUGUCUUACAUGCAGAGGCAGCAACAUAUAUCUGCAACAUCUUACUGCUCUGGGUGGAUGCAUAUGAGCAGUGAAUCCUUUUCAGGAGCAGCAGUAUUGCUUUGCCUUUAGGUGCCUCCCUUUGCAACUAUCACCUGGAGUGCUGUUCUAUGUUUUAGCCACAAUUGCUCCCAGCCAGGAGUUCGAUCUGCUCUUUGAAGAUUUCAGAGACCAGGUUGAUAUCUUCCUCUUUUUGUCUGGUCCUGAGCCUUUCAUAUAAACGUGUAAGCUCUUGUUUCUAUCUGUAUGGAUAGUGUGAGUGUCUAGUUUGGUCACAAAGUGGCACUGCACUUCAUUUAUAUCUGGGUAUGGUCAGGAGUUUCCUGCCACUAUUCUAUUCUUGUCUAAAUAAAGUUAUUGUCUUGUUGCUCACCAGAGCCUUCCAUGACACCAACUGCUCCCAAUCUUAGCUAAGCUAACUGCAAUAUAGGUCAAUGUGCCUAGCUACCAUGACUUUGUCUUUUCUUCCAAUAAUCUUUUUCCUUUCUCACAUUUAUAUUCUGCCUUUCUUCCAUCAUGGAACCCAAGAUGGCAUACAUGUGGCCUCCAAGAAGUCUCUUCCAGGCACUGAUCAGACCCACUCCUGCUUAAUGUUAGUUAGGUGGUGGCCCCAUGUGCUCUUGGACUAUUGUCAUUUUGGUAAGGAACAAGUUGCUUCUGAUAAUGUAUGUGUGUGCGUGCACAUCACUUCCAAAGAUGACUUCAAGGCAGGGUGUUAGGAAACCAGAACAAAAUGGCUCUUGCUGCAGGCUCCCCUCCUUUCAGCCUAAGGGAGACAUUCACUGCAGGUCCUGCAUGGCUGGUCUUAAAAGAGAUGGGAUAGAACACAUUGUACUCGGGGAAAUUGGUUUUAUCCUUAACCUGUUGCUUUUCAUAUCACAGAGCCCCGUAACAGAAGAAAAGGUGCAGAGGGUGAAAAAACGAUUUAUGUCAGCCUACGAUGUGACUGCAGAUGGACGCUUACAAAUACAAGAGGUACCUAGCAGCCUUUUAUUUUGCAGUGUUAGAAAAUAGAUGACAGGCAAUUGAGGAAUAAUAAUUGCACUGUUGCAAAGAGUGGGUUCACCGGUUCAUUUAGAUAAUGUAGUAUUGGAACUUUUUGUCCAAAUGUCCUUUUGACAAAAGCAUCUGUCAGGAUUUUGCUGCUAGAUUUUGUAGUUUUGCUCUGCUCUGCCCUGCUUCUGUCCUUGUGGUAUAGCAAUUUAUUCCAAAUAACAAUAACAUUAAUGAUGAUGAUGAAGAAGAAAAUAACUGCAUAGAGAACAGUUUGAGAAAUGUAACCUUUCCCCCCUCCCCCCAAAAAAACUUUAGCUUGCAAGUAUACUCUUGUCGGAGGAUGAGAACUUCCUGCUUCUUUUCCGAAGAGAAACACCUUUGGACAACAGCGUGGAAUUCAUGCGGGUGGGUGUAAUUUCCUGCUGUCUGUUUCCAUCUUUCAAAGUAUUUUGCAUUGCAUACUUUUAGUUGGUGUAUUGGCCACAUGCUGAGGCUCACAUUUGUUUAACCUUGGGGUAGCUAACAUGUAGCCCUCCAGAAUUUAUUGGACUCCAAUUCCUAGCAGCCCCAGAAGCCAGCAUAGCCAAUGACCAGCGCUGAUGAGAGUUGUAGUCCAAUGACUCGGGGAAGGCCAUAGCUUCCCUGCGCUUGGUUUGAACCCAAGUCUUUCCCAAUCAAGUACAAAGCAUGAGAUGGAGGGUCGGAUUCUGGGACCCCAAGAAAAGGCUCCAGGAAGUGUAACCUGGUACUUUGCUCCUUGUACCUGUCACUUCCUUGGCUCUGCAUUCCACCCAACCAGUGCUUUCCCCAGUUGCACUCACUUCCAAUAUUAGAAUUUAGUCCAGGAAAGAGCUCUGGAGGUGAUAGAGAGCAAGGAAGUAAGUGAGGGAGAGGUGUGGGGCAGGUUCAGAAUCCUCCCAUACACCCACAGCUUUGCUCUCAAAAGUAGACCCUUCUUCUCCUGCUUUAUCUCUAGUUUGCCCCCUCCAUCACAUAUACGUUGAGCCUCAGCAUCCUUCUCCAUUGUGAAGCACAAUGGCCUAGUUUGCAUUAUGCGGAACUUAUCAGCCAUGGAAGAAGCAGUGUGCAGCUUUUGGCCACAGAUGGUCUGUGGGGAUCUUUUGCACAGCUGUUUAUUAAAUUCAAGAAUAAUAUUAUCAGCUUUCAUUACAUAACAGAAGCUGUUAAGUGUUGUGUGCCUUUGAACUUUGGAACCUGAGAAAUGAGAUUACGAGGCUUGACGCUUAAAAGAAUAUACCUACUAGGUUAAUGAUUCAAGUCACCAACAACUCUCAUUCUUCUUCCCAGACCACUCUCUGUCUUUUCAGUCCAAUAUAAAACAUGGGAUUGACACUGCAGCUACUGAAGGAGGGCCAUUCUGGAGUCCUGGCUAAGAAUGGGUCCAUUGUGAGCACUAAGCCAAACUGUACAUUACUCAAGGAGAUCUCUGAGGAAUCUCCUGAUUCUUUUUAAAGCAAUACUUAAAAAUGAGAUGGAAACUUCAACUGGUCCAAAAUGUAGUGGCCAGAUUACUGGCUGGGAUUACAUUUAGAAUUCACACAAACCGUGUUUUGGCUGCCAGUUUGCUUCUGGGCCAUAUUCAAGGUGUCCAAGUUAGUGUUUAAAAUCCUAAAUGGCCCAGGCCCCAAAUUUGACUCACAGCCUCCUUCCCUACAGAUUUUCUCAGGUCUUUCAAUCAGCAGAGAGGGCCUUCUUGGGAGUUCCACUGCCCUCAGAAAUUCACAGUGGUAGCCUCUAAAGUGUGGAAUUCCCUCCCCACAGAAGUGUGUUGAACACUUUCAUUAGGUCACUUUCCUCAAAUGCUGAAGAUGCACCAUUUUUUACCCUGCCAUUUGACAUCUGAGAUUUAUACUCAGCGUAUUAUCUUGACUGUACUUGGUUUUAACUGUUUUAAUAUUAUAUUUUUAAUUGUUAUAACCCACACUGGAGCUUCAUAGUGAAGGGGCAGCAAAUAAAUUGGAACAACACCACAGAGGAAAUACUCAGCUUCUGUAAUUUUGUAACUGAGGCAUUGAGUUGUUUAUAUUGCCCUUUCCAAGGUGGAUACUAUCAAUUAGCUCCAGGUGGGUACCAUCAAGUGCAAUGGGAAUUUUCUUUUUUAAUCAAAAUAAAAUCUCUUCUAAUCCGGGCCUAGUGUUUCAAUCUAAAAAUACCAUCUAAUGUCAACUACCACCUUAGGAUGACUAAGAACAAGGGGAUACAAAUAGGAAUACAAAUAGCCACUUAGUCCCUUGAUUGGCUGUGUUGUUUACAUAACAAAUAAUGAAUCUGAAUAUGCAACCAUGGUAACGACAUGUCCAGGUUAAGGAUGAAAAUUAAUUUAAGUCUGAUUACACACUUCUUUUAGAUGGAACUUGUCAGUGACACAUAAGGUUUUUUCCAGGUUUCAAAAUCCUUGUUUUCUAAAUAUUUUGGAAAGAAACAAAAUGUUAGUUAAUAAUUCCACGAUGUCAAUGCUGAGAUGAGCCAUUUAAGGUUGCCAUAUGUCCUCUUUUUCCAGGACACGUCCUCUUUUUCAUGGAUAGAGUCAUCAUAGCGAUCCAUGGUUAAAAGUAGAAGUCGGCAAAUGUGUCCUCUUUUUUUGCUCUUCAAAAUAUGGCAGCCCUAGAUGUGCACGCAUGCAUGUGCACACGUCAAACAGUUUAUUUUAGAGAUGGUGGGGUAAUAGCCAAGAUCUAGAGAACAAGCUAAAUAAAUGCUCAGUCUUAGAAAAGCAAAUCAGUAACUCCACCUGCCUGCGUAUUUUUGAAUCUGACCUGCUGCUGGAUAGCUCCAAAUGAGUCUGGCAUGUUCAUCUACUGGGAGACUCAGCACAGCCUGAAGGAACAUGAGCCCAGAAGAAUCUCCUUCCCAAACUAUCUGAUUCAUGAGCAAUGGGCCUGAUGCGAUGGUGGCUACUUUCCAUCUGAUACUGUAGAGCAGCCCUUUCUUUCUGCUGUGGCUCCCCAUGACGGAAGUACAAGGGAGAGUGGGCGUACAAUUGCCACACAGUGAGCCCACUGAAGGGCUGCAACAGACUCCCAUCGUCUGAAAUCCUUCCCAUGUUGGUUGCAACCCUUGUGAAAAAUAUAAUCACUUACCCAAACUCCCGCUAUCCAAACAUUUGAUAUGUUCCAUAGCACUUCAUAAAUGAGACUGAGAUAUAGUUACGUAUUGAACAUCUAUUUGAAGAUGAUAACUGUUCACUCAUUUCCCCCCUUUAGAUCUGGCGCCAAUAUGAUGUUGAUAGCAGUGGUUUUAUUUCAGCUGCCGAACUCAGAGUAAGUUCUCUAGGGAGUCUUUAUCCAGAUGCCUUCUUUACUCAAUAUGUAUAUUUUGAUCAUGUAUAAAACAUAUUAAGUGCAUUCAAGCAACUGCCUUCGUUUUUGUGAAGUGUGUGAUGAAACAGGCCUUGAUUCCUUUAUAUUAUUCCUAGUAUGAAUCUAAAACACUAAAAACUACUUCUCUCCUUUCCUGACAAAGAACUUUCUGCAAGAUCUUUUCCAGCAGCAUGGAAAAACCAUUUCUAAAGCAAAGCUGCAAGAAUACACAGAAACCAUGGUAAGCAGAGUGCAUAUUAUCAAAUACUUAUGUUAUUAUAGAAAUUCUCAGGAAUUCUAGAUAGCCAAUAUGGUAGUUGCACAAGAUGGACCAACGUUGCAAAGGAUGGUCAGGGGAUAUCUAAGGGGUGGGGGAAAGAAGGAGAGAGAGCUGUUGCUUCAUCUGUGAUGGGGAACCUCUUGGCCAGCUAGGGGGUCCAAUUAGGCCAAUGUGGCCAUUGUCCCUGAAGCCUGUCAUCCCAGCCGUGAGCUGCUGUCACUGAUGGUUAGAAGUUAUCUCCUUUGUGCUCAGAAGUCAUCUGGUACCAACUACCAGUAUUUAUUCCCUAUUCUAUUUUAUGACGACUUGUGUUUUGCUUUUGAAUAAGUAAUUGGACUGUACCUCAGAAUAACAUCCUGCUCGGGGAAAAGGGAUUCUGUCAUCCGGAUUAUGAGAGGGGUAAAAGAAAAGCAAAAAAAUAAGCAAAGAUUAAAUCAUAGCAAAAGAACUGAGAGCAGUUAUCAUAAAACUAUUGCAGUGUGUACUGCUCCCAUAUUUCACACCAACCCACAGGCCCAAUCUGACUGAGAUUUGGUGUGGGUUUUUUCUCUCAUAUGCCUUGUUCUUGGCCUAUGUAGUUGUUUUCAGCCUGGACUUAGCAUGAUCUCCAUCACAAGCACAGACUACAAUUUCAUGGACCCCCAAAAAAACUAUUUUAAAAAAUAAACUGCAUUAUGAUCAAGAUGGAACCCAUUAUAACCUAUUUAGGCUAGACUGAAAACUUAUACUUUACAAGAAUAUUUGUGAUAUACACAAGAAGGAUUUGAACAGGCACUAAAUCUUUUAUAUCCAUGCCCAGACAACUGAUUUGUGGAUACCAUCUGUUGAGUUACUGCAUAUGUUAACAUUGUAAUCUUGCAGCAACCUGGUUGAUUUCAGUAGGCUUUGAAUCAGGUAUUUGUGAUUUCCUUUUAUUUCUUGUGUCUUUCAAUAAGUUGUUCCAGUACUUAUUUGUCCACAGGAGAGUUGGUUUCAGAUACGGCUCAUUCCCCAGAGAUGUACUGUUUUUAAGGAAGAGCCAUUGAGGCACUUCAUGCAAAUGGGAAGCAGCUGUUACACAAGCUUGACCUUAUAUUGCGAAAUUGACCUUGUCAAGUGGCCUCCUCAAGUAUACAUUGCACAAGAGGGAUGACAAGGGAAGGAAUCCUACCACAAAGGUCCCAAAGAGGUGACGAGCAAUUAUCCGUCAAUACCUGUGGAAACUCUCUCAUGAGACGAUGAAUUCUAGAGGGCACGUGUGUUUCUAAGCACAUCAUUCAGUUUAAGUGGUAUCAAAGGCUGAAGGAGAAGAGAAGACCAUGUUGUUCCAGGAGUGAUCAUCAGCUAAGGAAAAGGUUUGGUAAAUGAACAACAAGUGGCUUGCCAUUAGCAUUCAUCUGUCAUGUCCCCUUUAAGUUCUAUCUUUAAUCAUGCAACUAGGGAAGAAGGAAACCUACUGUAAAAUUAUUCUUAUUAUACUUAUUAUUAAGUGUCCUGCCCUUCAUCCAUAGAUCAUCAUAGAUUUUGCAACAUUAAAAUACAACAUAAAAAGCCUGUACUUUUAGGGAUCAUUUCUAUAGUGCUUAAAAUACAACAUAAGAACACAAAAAACAUAAAAAACAUAAACCAAUAACACCACCCCAUCCCUUUCCCACUCCCACCCCCAACACAUUUAAAAGGUUAUAGGGUGUUAUCACUCAAAACCACUCAGAAAUGUAUCCAGUUCACUUUGUGGAAACUUAGCUCUGUUGACUGUCUCUAUGUCCCUUAUUGUAUCCCAGUGUGCCCUGUAUCAGUGUAACCCUUUUUAAUUUCUAAGUUCAAAUGCUACUUCCUUACAUCUGACUUCCAGAUUUUAGAAGUGUUUUUAAUGUUCCCCAAUCUCAUUCGGAUAAAUUAGAGCGUACAGUCAUUAUUAAAUCACCAGUACGUUUUUAAAGUCUGCAGUUCACAAAGCUACAUCUUGUCAAUGCCAUAUGCAAGGCAAGCUCAUUACUGGUUUAUUCAUCAGCAAAUCACAUUACCUAGCCUGCCAAAAUUAUCACAUCCUGGCUAAGGCUAUUGUUAUUCAUUGACUAGAGUAGGAGGUCAUGAUAAUAUCAGACAAGCUGUCAGUGCUGGGCUUUCAUUUGCACCACACAAUAUGCUUCUACUGAAUAAAACAGCAUCUAGUUUGUCUACAGAAUCACAGAUAGUUUAAGGCAUAUGAAAAAUCCAUGUGCUAUGUUUCCAUGGAGGUUUUGUUUGGAUUAACUCCGUGCUUCCUAUGUCUUCCUUCCCUUGCUGUCUCCACAUCUGUCCAAAUGUUUGUUGAUUACGCUUGUUACUGGAUAUAUUGGGUUCCAGGCAUGCAAAACAGGUUCUGGAGAUGAGCCCCGAUUCAAAUUAAACCAUCCCUUUGUUUUUUGUAACCAAGCUCUCGCCACAGUUGCAUGGGAAAAUACUGUGAGCAGCAAGUUCCCAUGACACUAGCAAAAAAACGAAACUUGUGAAAAAUUAUGGAAUGUGUCGGGAAGGAGAAAGCGUCCUGCUCAUAUUAGGCUGGCUUGGAGGUGAAUCUAAACCAUAGUUUAGUGUUAUGAGAAUGAGUCUUGUUUCCCCUGGACUUGCACACUCCAGCCUCUCCCUUGUCCUUCAGCAUGACUUUUCCAGUGGGAAGUUCAGGAUAUUUUACCUCCAUUGUAUCUUAACUACAGCUUUCUGUGUCCAGGGGUAGACUUUGGUCUUUCAAAUUUCAGGGGUGGGGAAAAGGAGAGAGAGCUGUUGCUUGAUCCUGGGAUGGGGAACCUCUUGGCCAGAUAGAGGCUUUGUAAACUAUGGUUUGAAGGGAGCUUAGUUAAGGUUAACCACAGUUGACACAGCAGAGGCAGAUUUAGGGCAGUUCAACCAGUUCUGUUGCACUGGACCCUGAGCCUAGGGGGCGCUGGAGGGCACCACAACUAUGAUGCAGUGAAUUGAGCAGAACAGAUGGCAAGAGUUAGAAGGGACACCAAAUUUUGGCCUCACAACCUGGGAGGGUGAGAUAUUUACCGUAUUUUCGCCCUAUAGGACGCACUUUUUCCCCUCCAAAAAUGAAGGGGAAAUGUGUGUGCGUCCUAUGGGGCGAAUGCAGACUUUCGCUGAAGCCUGGAGAGCGAGAGAGUCGGUGCACUGACCCCUCUCGCUCUCCAGGCUUCAGGAAGCUCUGCGCAACCCUCGGGAGACCGGCUCCGAUGGCCGCGCAGAGCUGCCUGCAGUCCCGGGCUCAGCGCAGCUCUGCGCGGCCAUCGGGAGCCGGGCGCGAAGUCCCGCCCGGCUCCCGAUGGCCGCGCAGAGCUGCCUGCAGUCCCGGGCUCAGCGCAGCUCUGCGCGGCCAUCGGGAGCGGGGCACGAAGUCCCACCCGGCUCCCGAUGGCUGCACAGAGGUGCCUGCAGUCCCGGGCUCAGCGCAGCUCUGCGCGGCCAUCGGGAGCCGGGCGCGAAGUCCUGCCCGGCUCCCGAUGGCUGCGCAGAGGUGCCUGCAGUCCCGGGCUCAGCGCAGCUCUGCGCGGCCAUCAGGAGCCGGGCGCGAAGUCCUGCCCGGCUCCUGAUGGCUGCGCAGAGGUGCCUGCAGUCCCGGGCUCAGCGCACCUCUCCCCAUCGCCAGCCCCACAAGCUCGGGGGAGAGCGGGGAGGCGGAGCGCGCCUUCCCGCUGUUCCCCGACCUGGUUCUUCCAGCCCCGCACCUGGGGGGGAAAUAAAUUUUUUCCCCUUUAUUUCCCCCCCAAAAAACUAGGUGCGUCCUAUGGGGCGCAAAAUACGGUACUUAUGCAUCUUGAGGUGUGUGUAGACAAACACAUACGCAAUAACAUUUCCCCUUGUAGGUUUUUCAGAGCAUCAUCAUUCCGAGAGAGGUAGCAUUCAUAAAGGAGAAGUUAAACUCUAUCCCAGUGGUGAAUAUUUUACAGCUAAUCUAUGAGAUACACAGUGUAGUCAUAUUCCAACACCUUAAAAAAUUAAAUUCAGUUUCUCAACCCUCUUUUAUCAUGAAUUAUUCAGGCUACUUUUCUCCUUUCUGAAAGUGAUUGCCAUUUUAUAGCAACAGGGCUAUAGCUGGGAAAGGACCCGGGGGGAGGGGGGACUUUGAAGAGAAGUGAUUCAGCCUGGAGGGGAGCAAUCAAAAUAUAGUUCAGGAAAAUCUGAAUAUACCGGGGAGAACCUCUUACAGUCAUCAGCAUGAGUGCUUUGACAUUAAGAGCCUGAAAUUUCCCAGCGGAAGCAUGUGCUUAUGGAGGGAAAGCCAUCUGUCAAACAUACUCAUCACGAAACUGAGUCGGAUCAAACGCUCACUUAUCUGUCUAUCAGAAGGAAGAUGGAUGGUGCUCCACCAUGUUUUCCAAGGACAGUUCCAUAAAAAUUGGGAAAGACAGAAGGAAGUUGGUAUCGUUCUCGCGUAUACAUCCAACAGGCACACAAUGCACUCUUUCAAAACUGUUUUGCGAUCUGGGCAAAUGUCCCAUGAUAAAAUCUGAGAAGGAGAGAGGAUUGCUUGUCCAGUCCUUGGCAAAUCUGACAUUAUGCCCAUCAAGGCUAUGUGACUCCACAAUGUGGGCAACAUCACAAUGAAUAGUAAAAUGCCCCUGUAUAUUGACUCAUUGUGUAUGCCAGGUUUCCUAUAUUAAUGACAGUUUCAUAAAGGCUUUCUUAUCUUGCUUUUUAGAUGAAGCUCUUUGACAAAAAUAAAGAUGGACGACUGGAUCUCAAUGACCUAGCAAGGUAGCUUCUAAUGAUUCUUCAGCUUAUUCAGAAAGGGAGUGUUGAAUCUGUGGUAGCUUCAACAGGCAAAACUUUCCUCAUUGCUGUGUCUUCCCUCUACCCUAAAUGCUAAAUCUGUUGAAUUCCUGCCUGUCACAAGGAACCAGCACUUCUAGAAUUUGUCUAGAGAGAAAAAACGACAACCCUACUCAUAAUGUUACAGGCUUUUGUUUCUCAGACUGUUCAUCUUUCCUCUUUGUGAGAUCUAUCAGGCAGAAAUGCCUAUCUCUGUAUAACUGGUAUCUGAGAAAAUGACCAUGUGUCUCUUUCCAUUUAGAAUUCUGGCUCUUCAGGAAAAUUUUCUCCUUCAAUUUAAACUGGAUGUAAGUACAGUAAUUUUAGUGCAUUUAGUUACCUUUCCCCCUUUUCCCUUAAAAAAAAAACCCCCAAACAUUUUAAAAUAUUUUUUCUCCUCCAUUCAGGCUUGUAGUACAGAAGAAAGGAAGAGAGAUUUUGAGAAAAUCUUUGCACACUAUGAUGUUGUAAGAUGAUUUUUGGUUUCUUUCAUGGGUUUGGGAUUAUUGCAAGCCCUGCAAGUGUCCCUAUUUUCCAGGGACAGCCCCAAGUUUACAGAAGCCACCCCAGUUUCUGAUUUGGUUCCGGAAUGUCCCACUUUUCUUUAGGGUGUCCCUGUUUCCAUCGGAGAAAUGUUGGGAGGGUAUGGUGGGACACCCCUAUUUUCAUUAAAGAAAUGUUGAAGUGAUGGAGUUUUGCAAAAAACCAACAACACCAACAAAACAACCCAAGGAGAUAAGUGACUAUACAACCUUUAGAAGAUAUCUGAAGACAGACCUGGUUUUUUUUUAAUGUUUAAUGUUUUAUGAUGUGUUUAUAUAUAUUGGAAGUCGCCUAGAGUGGCUGGGGCAAUGCUAUAGGUUGGGUGGGGUAGAAUAAUAAUAAUAAUAAUAAUAAUAAUAAUAAUAAUAAAUAGAAUAGGAAGUCCCUAUGUUCAUCUGAGAACUGUUGGAGGGUAUGUUAUUGUUGAUCAAGUGGCACAUCAGACUUUACAGACUUUGCAUUAGAAUAGCAUGCAAGGAAAUCAAGUGGAUUCAUUUAUCUCAUUAAAAUAUAUAUACAGCUUGAUUGUUAUUUUUUAAGAAAACCUUCAAAGCAAUUUACAAUGAGAAUAAACAACAAAUCUAUUAGUAAAAACCAUUAAACAACUCUAUAGCCAUCGUACUGGGCUCGCAGGGGCCAGGACACAUGCCUGAUCGUGGCGCCCUGUGAACCCAGCAUAAUUUUUGCAAGAUUUGCAAAAACAACACAGGGCUCUUGGGGCACCGCAAGCAGGCGUGCACCCUGCUUUUCAGCAGUGGGGAGGGGCUGCUGCAGUGGCGUGCUCCACCCACGGCCCCAACCCCAUGGUGUGCCCUGGUGCAUGCCCGGGGCACAGGUGGGGAACGAUCUGCCGCCGGCAGAUUAUUUGUGAGAUGCACAAGUAGACCCGUUAUAGCAGAAGUCGGAACAACUAGGUUUACAGCUGUCUUGUUCUCUUCUGAAUCAGAAUGUCUGAAUCAGCUCUGAUGACCACCUUCCUUGUAGCGCCGUUGCCAUGACAAAACCUUAUCAAAACAACAAGGAGCACACAGUGGAUUUUCCAUAUGAUUUGGAAUGUCCAUAGGCAUAUAGCUUGGGAGGUUGGAGAUAAUAUUGCCAGAAAGAGAACAGGCACCCAAGUAUUCAUGGAUGGAUGUGUUUCUAGUCUGCAAAACUGUAUGAUUUUUACAUGUAUAUAUUCCAGAGUAAGACAGGAGCACUUGAAGGCCCAGAAGUGGACGGAUUUGUAAAAGAUAUGAUGGAACUUGUCAAGGUAACUACUUAGCGGUUUCCAUGUUUUGUUUCCCAUAGGUUUUGUGACAAAUGUGGCUUGGUUUCAGUAGCUUAAAAGCAUAAGGCACCAAAACAAAUAACUGACUCCAGGUCUUUUGUGGAACAAUAAAGAAUGAGGAACGUCACUUUGUUAACUUGGGGGCCUGGGUAACCUAAUGAAGUGAUAAAUUAUGAUGUGGACUUAGCUUUCCUUGUGACAGAUUUAUGAAUGUAAUAGACCCAAUACAGCAGCUCUGAGGUGCACAUGGUUUUCCAGGUACAAAAAGCUUCCUAAUAUUUCAUUGAACCAGGAAGUGUUCCAAACACACACACACACACACACACACACACACACACACACAAACGCUUUGUGUCAUGUGGAGCAUUUUCCAUUAUAGAAGAGGAUGGAAAGCAUUGACCCAUCUAGAACUCUGUGUCCCAUAGGGCUUUGGCUAUGUUCUCUUGCUGUACAUACCUUGCACCAUCAUCACCUCUACCCCUUCUUCCAAAUCCUCCAAACUGGGCACACAAGUGAAGGACUAAUAGUAAAAACUUGGCCAGAUUCAUGUUUAUACAUUUAGAGAAGACACACACAGCAUCAUUCUAUUUAGAUAGCAGACAGUGGAGUGCAGUGUCAGUAUUUACCUGACUCCCUGUCAACUGAGCCGCUGCUGUUUACUGGAACAGUGAGGGGCAAGGCAGUGAGAAGGUCUGCGUGGUGCAAAUGCGCUGGCAGAGCCAGUCCGGUGCUGCUGUGUUUGCACUGUGCCAAUCUCACUGCCACCUCUCUCCUCCACCUCAUGUUAAGCAGAAGUGAUUCAGCUGUCAGGAGAUCAGCUAAGUGCUGCCACGACACCAUCUGCUGCAGAUCACAAAUCCAUUAUUUCUCCUUUUCGUUUUUCUUUCUUUCCUUCUUUCAAGCUGUUCUGAGGCUUCCUAUUCGCUGGCUCUUCUCCUCCUUUGUCUUCUUUGUUGUUCUUUGCUGUGGAAUUCUCGUCCGUGCUUGAUGUUAGAAAAAUAACUCCUGAGAAUGGAUAUUUUGUCCUCUGAAAGUAAUUCUCUCUCUCUUUCCCCUCCUUCCCAUUGUAGCCCAGCAUCAGUGGCACUGACCUGGAUAAGUUCCGCCAGAUCCUGCUUCGCCAUUGUGAUGUGAACAAGGAUGGGAAAAUUCAAAAAUCCGAACUCGCCUUGUGUCUGGGAAUCAAAAUUGCCCCAUAGACCUGAAUGUGCUUCUCCUGUGGCUUGCCAAAUAUUGUCUUUUGUGAGAGCCUGCUGGUCCUGGUAGAACAUUUCCAGUGCUGUGUUAAUAACCUCUGUUAUGCUGAGCCUAGAAGAUAGAGGCAACUCACAGUGCAGAUGAGAAUCUUCAUUUGCAAGUCUUCAGCCCAGCAGAAUACAUGUAAUGAACAGUAACAACACACAUGCUGUUCCAAAGGAGAUCUCGUCUGUGGGGUUUCUUACACAUUUUUAAAACAUGUUUCAUAUCUACAAACUACCCAGUCUGUCAGAAAGCUACAUAGCCAUUGUACCAGGACUGCUGCUAUAUAGCAUCACACUUUGUUGUACUCUGCUCCCUGGGCUAUAUCCUUAAAACUAUUGGUUCCUUCUUGGUAGUCCAUGUCUGCGACAACUGUGUAGUGUGUGAUACUCACAGUAUCUUUCCCCCCCUUUUUUUAAGGCACAAAAGCUUGAUGGUGUUGGAGGCAGUGUAUUUGUAAAAGAAUAAAAGCAACCGUUUAGAAAUCAGA